UUCAACUCUUACGCUACAUUUGAUUCUUACAAAUAAAAACGCCUAUAAAAUUAACAAGUCCAAGGGAUAUUCAUUUACAGAAGAAAUAUAUUUCGCAUUCAACUAUCAACUUGCAUUUGAUAAACACGGAGAUGAACUUCAAAUUCAUUUGAAUAAAAACAGCGUCGCUUGGUAUGUGAAGGUUUCUCUGCGUUGAUUUCCCAAGUCAAGAACCUCACAGUCUAAAACAACUUACGAGAACUUAAAGCAAUCCGAAGCAGCUUAGAGAAAUGGCUGGUAUAUUCAGCAGUCAAUCAUCAUGGUGGUUGGAAUGCAUCAGUUGUCAGAAUCGCGUUGUAAACGCCUCAAAUUUGCGAUUGGCAGAAGUUGGCUCGGAUGGCGGAUUCCACCUCGCACUACAGCCAGAACUGGAACCAAAUAUCGAUUCAAUAAUUGAAAAGCGACAGCAUCCAAAGCCUGAACGACGAAAGGAAGCACCGUUCAAGAUGUACUGCCUGAAAGCAGGUUGUCCUAAGGAUUUAGGUGUGUAUCAGUUGUUAGAGGAGCGAUUCUUCUACGUUUUCAGCUCCAAAUCCGUCCGCUUCCGAUCUGUGAGCGGCGAAGUUGCGAAGAUCAGACGAUGGAAGGAGAGCAAGGCGGAACUUGAGGGAAUGGGGAUUCAGGUAUUGCAGGUGAAGGCUUUAUGGCAAACAAUAUCAAAAAAAGCAGCAGACGAAGCUGGAACACAACAAAUUGCAAACGAAAUGGUUUAUUGCGAAGCGGCAAAAACCUCUGACGAACAAGUGAAAAAACUCGUUCUAGAUACACCUAGAGAAUAUCAAAAAGAAUUAUUCCGCAAAGCGAUGGGAGGUAACGCCAUUGUUUACCUUCCCACGGGAUCCGGGAAAACAUUGGUUGCAUCCAUGGUGAUAAACGCAAUGUUGAAACUUAACCCUGGUAAGAUGGCGGCUUUUCUGGUGCACAGAAUCCCUCUGGUAUACCAACAAAGUGAAUAUAUAAAGAAACAAAACCCAAACAAAUUGCGCGUUGAAAUUUUAGCGGGGGACUUGACGCGUUUUCCCGGCGACAGACAGCACUGGGUCCAAGUCAUAAGAAAAAUUGCACAAAAACAGAUCGACGUGCUGGUCAUUACCGCACAAAUUUUUUACAACUUUCUGAGCGACGAUGACGCAACACUGAAGCUAUCUGAUGUAUCGUGUAUGAUUUUUGACGAGGCCCACAACUGCAAAGGAAACCACGUGUUUGCGCAAAUUAUGCGAAAAUAUUACGACACGCUUCCGGAUCGGUAUAAGCCGCUCGUUCUUGGGCUGACGGCUUCACCAGCCGGCGCAAGCACGAUUGAAGAUACCCGCGAGCAGCUGACGAGCUUGCUAACUACACUGCGGGCUCGGUGUAUCAUGCCAACCUUAUCGAAUGACUUGGCAUUGCAUUGGAAUAAUCCGGUUACUUCAUAUAAGUGCAAACCAUUGAGCGUUACUGAACAGGAUUUGCAAUCAAUACUCGUCAACUACAUUCAAAGUAUUUGCCCGAUGAUUGAAAAAUUGUCAAAUAUGGAGGAAGCUCUCACAAAGACACCAGCGUCUUCGAUCAAUUUCAAAGGCUGUUUACGAACUGUUAUCGAUCGUUGUCAUAGCAAAGAGGAGUACGUACAAGGAUUGGCCCUUGCUCUACACGCGAUGAACAUAUACAGUAUCAUUGAGUUGAAUAGAGUACUGGGACCAAGCCACGCCUACCAAGCACUUAAAAGUAUUUUUCGGGCUGUAGAUGAUGUCAGAUCCCCGAUGGACAUGGUUACUAAACGCAUCCUCGAAACCCAGCCUAGCUACCAAGCAUUCCGAAACGAAAUGAGGAGUUUUUCAAAAUAUUCGCUGGACGUUACCUCAGGCCGUUUCACCGAGCUUUUACAGAUUGUUCGUGAAUUUGUCGAUCACGUGCGUAAAGAUAAUACAAGUCGAGCGAUUAUUUUUGUCCACAUGCGUCGCACGUGCUUCAAGUUGCACGAGGAGCUAAACAAGGACUCCGUGAUCAAAGAGAAAUUAAAACCACUGGCGUGUGUGGGACACGGAAAUGGGUUGGAUGGAAUGCAGUGGAAGGGUGAACAGGAAGUUGUCAUUACGAGGUUUCAUGAGGGUGAUUGUAAACUUCUGGUCUCAACGAAUGUUCUCGAAGAAGGCUUGGACGUACCAGCAUGCAAUUUGGUCAUCCGUUACGAUAGUCGAGGAACCAACCUAAGGGCCUUGGUGCAAAGCAGAGGCAGGGCCGCCAGACGAGCUGAUAGUAGAUUUGUCAUCAUGUGCAACAGCGAGGAGGAGAAACAACGCUAUUUGGAACUUGCUGUGAAGGAAGCGAACAUAGAAAGAGCCGUACGAGAGAAGGUGGCUACAAACAGCUCAACCUCUCAGGCGUCAAAGUUUGGCUGCAAGCAACGCGCAAUUGGUCCGGACGCUAAGACAACAGAGAAAAGAAAAGCCCCGGAUGCGCAUGCGUCAACAAGCAAAAAACCACGCAUUCAGAGACCUAGACGAAAGGCAUGCGCCAUCUUUACUCUGCAUGUCAGUCCUGUAGCGCAAAUGUCAGAAGGUAUUGAUUUCCUGGAAGAUUAUUUUGAUAUCACAAAGUUCAAACCAGAAGGCGCAACCGGAAAAGAGGAGAAGAGAUUGGAGCAGUUAAACAGGAUGCUGAGGACAUUUUUAGAUGUAGAAGAAACCACACUAUCAAACGAAGAAGACAACAAAAAACCAAAAUCUCGAGACGAGCUCAGCCGAGAAAUUGUGAGAAAAUGGUGCAAGGAUGGGCCACAGGAUAUGUGGUUGGAACAGAGGGGGCAGCCUCGUGGUAGAGGAGUUAACGUCCAUCCAUUAUUCCUAACAGGCAUUGGCGUAGGGGAUUUUAAGGACAGGGGCACAUUUUCUGAAGAAUGGUUUAACCACUGCCACCCUGGAGGCAUGGUUAUAUUCGAGCAUGAUCUAAAAAAUGUUUCAGUGGCAUUCCAGAAUCAAAAGGAGGGAAAUAUUUUUAAAGUCGAGUUUCAGUACAAGGAAAUCCAUGAUUGUAUUUUGGUUGAUACGGCCAGACCAGGCCCAGGAAAUUGUAGUAUAUUUGUCUCCUUAAGAAGUGUUCCGCGUGUUUUGGAAGCUGAAAGUUCAUCUAGCAGGGAAAGCGAUAUUGAUGAAGACAGCAGGCUGUUUGAAUUGCUUGAACAAGGGGAGAUCUCAUCGGACUCAGAUGAUGAUUGGUCAAUGGACAGUGAUUCAGACAAUGAGAUGAACCAGACUUCGCAUGAUGCUUCAAUAGUUGACAAGUCCACAGAAGAGCCUGGUACUGAAAUAAUUAGCAAGCUAAAACAAGUUACGAGAUGGAAGCGUCUUAAUCAAAUUCCAAUUGGAAGAUACGGCCAUCACGUCGGUGUCUUUGGAAAUUCUCUGGUUUUGAAAAUUGUUCUUCCAUUGAAUGAAAACGUUUGGGAUAUGUUCCGAACUUUGCGCUGUUACGAAAGGCGUAUCUGUUUUACAGGAAUUCAUGUCGAACAAUCAAGACCUUCGUAUUUUGUCUCGGAGGUCGAACAGCUCGAGCCAAAAGUUCAGUAUGCCUUCCAUUGUUUGAUUAGUCGCCAUCCCUCAGUCAAGCAGAGGAUUUCGAGCAGAUUUUUUGAAGAGUUAAAGAAGACUGACGUGACGAAAUGCAUUAAUGCACUAGCAAGCAUUACAGUACUGCUGGAGGACAACUAUUUCGUUGACCCUGAAAAAACACUUGAAUACUUACUGCAAAAUUCCAAAUCGUUGGGACGUCGAAAGCUUGUCGUCCCCGAAAAUUGCGUGCUUAUACCACGUAUGGUUUUCACUCCGACACGCGAAAUAUAUUUUUCCCACGAAGUCAUGGAAAAAAACCGCGUACUACGAGAUUUUCACCAACUCGAUUUCCUAUGCCUUCAAAUUAGAGAUGAAGAUUUCUCCCGUCUUGCAACGCACACAGGGAACAUUAGUGAUAUUCUGACUCGACUUAAACAGCUGUUGAAAAACGGUGUCGAGGUCGGAGGGCAAUUUUAUCAGUUUCUGGGUUCUUCAAACAGCCAGUUACGAAGUCAUAGUUGUUGGUUUGUAUCACCCACAGAACAACAUAAUUCUGGUAGCAUCAGACAAUGGAUGGGAGAUUUUAGCGGUAUAAGAUGCGUAGCCACACUCAUGGCACGGAUGGGACAGUGUUUUUCAACAUCGACAGACACCAUCGCGGUUUUGCCGCAAGAGACUGGAAUUCAAUUUCAAGACAUCAAUGAUGUCGAAAUCUUUGCUGAUGACCAAACGUACACUUUUUCCGACGGCGUUGGCAGAAUUUCCUCGAAUGUCGCGCAGAAGGUGUCAGUGCUAAUCGACAAGAAGUUGCCGCCAAGUGCAUUCCAGAUUCGGUUUGCCGGCUAUAAAGGCGUUCUGACGACGGACCCUCAAAUCCAGGACAACCUCAUUCAGCUCAGACCGAGUAUGCAAAAAUUUAAGUCCGAGCACCGACGUCUUGAAGUGCUUCAAACAUCGCGUCCUCAAGCUGUUUAUUUAAAUCAUCAGCUCAUAAUGUUGUUGUCCAAUCUUGGUGUGGCUGAUGAAGUCUUUCUUAGACAUCAAGAAAAAAUGCUCGAUUCAUUAGCAUAUAUGAUGACAAAUGAAGAUGAAGCCAAUCAGAGACUAUCAUCCGCAAUCCGAACCGGAAUAAACUAUAAAGCUUUGAGUGAGGUUGGCGUGUGCUUGACCACUGAGCCCUUUUUUAGAUCACUCCUGUGUGCUCUAUAUCGCGAAAAAAUCCAUGGCUUGCUUUCCAAGGCUCGAAUAUUACUUCCUGUAACUGAGGCUCGUUUAAUGAUGGGCGUUAUGGAUGAAACAGGACGACUAAACUCCGGGCAAGUAUUUGUUCAGUACACAGGAAUAAAAUCGGAGGGUGACGAAAAUUUUGUCGCGAAUAACAAGACGGUUGUCAAAGGGAAAAUCGUCGUAACCAGGAAUCCAUGUUUACACCCGGGUGAUGUUCGUCAGCUCGAAGCCGUUGAUGUUCCAGAUCUAAGACAUCUGGUGGAUUGUGUGGUGUUUCCGAGCAAGGGAGCAAGACCACAUCCAAACGAAAUGGCAGGAGGAGAUCUGGAUGGGGAUUUGUAUUUCGUUUGCUGGGGCAAAGAUUUGCUACCGACGAAAUCAGAUUUUGCACCAAUGAACUACAAAGCUCCAAAGAAAAAGGAAGAGUUGGGCCCCAUUACUCUGAAUCAUAUGACCGAGUUUAUUUCAGAGUAUAUCAAACAUGACCAGUUAGGUAUUAUAGACAACACACACAAAGCACAAGCAGAUGCACAGGGAACUGGUGUCGAAUCAGCAAUCUGUCUCCAGCUUGCUGAGAUCCACUCUCUCGCAGUAGACGCACCAAAAACCGGAUUAUGGCAGGAAGUUCCGGUGGCGGCCCGGUUACGAGAAUACCCAGACUUCAUGAUGAAAUCUGACAAGCCUUCUUAUCCCUCUCAAAAAAUUCUGGGAAAACUUUAUCGCGAAUGCAAAAAUUUCCAAGAAUCUAUGAACUUUCGCCCACCUCGGAAAACGGGUCACGUGGACUCAAGAUUUCUCGCGCAGGGUUUCGAGGAGUACGUGGAAUCCGCGCGCGAAACAAUUGCCGAGUACACGGAACACAUCGAGAACGUAUUAAAUCUUUAUGGAAUACAGACGGAAGAAGAAUUGAUGAGUGGUUGUUUUUACAAGCUUCAGAAAAAAUUGGGUCGUGAAAGGCAGCAGAUUGCUGACGUGGUACGCCGAUUGAUGACCGAGCUGCGAACGAUCUUUCGCCGAGCGUUCUUUGUCGAAUUCCAACGCGAUUCCACACCCCUUACUAGCCUAGAAGUGACCACGGAAAUGCAAAAGAAAGCCUCAGCUUGGUAUUAUGUGGCUUAUCAAAGCGAACAAGGCAUGGAGAAUUCUGAGCAAAAGUCAAAACACUUCAUUGGCUUUCCGUGGAUCGUCGAUGACGUACUGGUCACCAUUCCACUAGUCGACCAAGGGUCACCAAAGCAGAAUAUCUCUGAGAGAAAUGCUUAUGCAACACUUGAGAACAGUUUGGGUGAAUUUUUUGCAAAACAAUCGCAGACACUUAUGAAAGGUUACGAACAUCGCCUUCAGGUUAAAUCGUUUAUUAAUGAUGCAAUAAAAGAAAACUCGCGGAUAACUGGUGUGGUAAUGUUUGGUUCUUCUGCGACAUUAUUCUUUGAAGAUACGUCAGACAUCGAUCUUUGUGUGGUGCCUUAUAACGAGUCAGGAUGUCUGUUGCAAAAGGAUGCCCUGAAAUUAGCCCGCAAUAUAAGCCAGCCUGAUCAAAUGAAACUCCUGCGUAAAUUGGAACCACAUUUAAGACGAGUUUACAAUGGCGUGCAUCUGGUCCGGGCCAAGGUCCCAAUAUUUCGCUUAGCUGGUUUGAAAAACAAAGAAUUCGGAUCCAAACUCUGCUCCGACUUGUGUGCAAAUCCAGACGGUUUCCUAAAAGCCAUGGUCGUAUCAUGGUAUAUCCACAAUUAUCCACCACUUUUGCCUUUGUUGCGCAUGCUCAUACAGUGGGGUCGUGAUUCUGAUCUAGUAAGCAAGCGUGAAGGUUGCUUCAUUAACACAAAUGUUCUUGUGUUUAUGUUGUUAUCCUUCUGUGUCCGUGCUGGUUGGGUUGACGAGCCUGCGAUGGAUGAUAUCCGCGACGAUGUGGAAAAUAUUGGAAAAAAUAAGAUCAAAGAUCAAGAGUUGAUAUCGAAAUGGGAAAAUACUCUUAUGCUGUUAAAGAACAACAGUCAAAAUACACCAGAAAGCACUGGUGAACAAAAUCCUGACGACGCCGAUGGAAUGGAAAACAUCGAGGAAUGCCAGCAUCACCACCUUAAAUUAGGCCCCAGGAACACGCCUAUCAGUCACGUGUUACUUGAAUUCUUCCGUCGUCACCAGACCCUUCUUGACUCCAGUAUCCCAGAAGCAUUUGUGGGAAUUCUUGGAGAAGACCAGUUCCAGUCUCUUCUAGGGGAAGGGGACUCGCAGCUACUUCACGACCAAAUGCAAAGGGCUUAUCAUAUCCUUGCACUACAUUGCGACGUCACAGUUUUGCUGGAGGUAUGUUCCUCCAAGUCGCAGGUCUCUUGGCAUCUUACAGAUCAGCUGUCGGCAUGGAUCGCUGGCUCGGAAAAUCAUUAUUCCAAACUUUUUUCCGACAAGUCUGGGGCGAAAGUUCGUAUUAGGCCGCGGAUUCCUGGACUUGGUACUAAUCUUUUGCUAGAGGCAUCAGGCACGGCUGUCGCUUUAGGAGUUCUGGAGACCAUCUUGGAUGAUAAAUCUGCAAGUUUGAUAGCUCAGCCAUUUUCUUGUCUUGGAAUGUGUUUUGUGAGUGAAGCAAAUGUUAUGAUAUUCGAAGGAAGUCAGAGCGAUAAUGAUCCAGUUAAUUUGGUACCAUAUUACGGUCGCUCGCACCCACAUCACGAUUAUCUAGUACGACAUGUCCCAUUAUUAGGAAACGCACCACUGAACACAAGCAUCGUAGACCCUGAAGAAAGAUCUUUCCGAAUAUUUUUUGACAAACUUCUAUGUCAGCUGGAAGUAGUGGCACGUGACUACACGCCCAUUGUGCAUGGCGGGAUUUUGGAAUUCAACGUCCAUUUUGGUCGGUUGUACACGUUUCACGUACCUAGAUCCCUAACCGAGGAGACAGACCCAACGACCGUAAAAGCCGUUCAAAUAUCGCUCAAGAGAGGUUUCGAAAGUAAAGCCGCUUGUCUCAUGUCUUUACAGUCGACGAGCCCGACCAAGAAACUCUUCCGCCUUCCAUUUAAACGCCGAAAAAAUCGAAAAGCAGAACUGCCACAAGCGACUAAAGAUGGCGAAAAGACGACAAGAAAAAACGAAAAAAAGUCGCCAAAGCAUUCGUUUUUUACAAACAUACCAAAAGGAUGUGUCGCCAGUAUAACCAAAUACCUGGAAGGUCGAGGCUUUGCAGAGAAUCCAAAUUUAGGAUCGCCUUAUUUUUUGGUCACCGUCAACGCAGACGAUGGAAGAGAGUGUGACAUCACGUACGAUUCCGACAUUCGCCCGAAGUAUAUCCGAUCUCCGAAAUUAAGAUGGUUUGUCACCGACGUGAAACGGCAGUGGCAAGCACGAUCAACUGUUGGCGAUCGAGAAUUUGACCCGGAAAUGUUAAACGGCUCUGAGUGCGACCUGAGGUUGAUGGUAAGAUCCUUUGAAAACUUCCCUCCCAGUGCUGUUGACAAUUUACCGCAAAAGAAAUUCCUCGACAUACUCAAACCAAAAGCAGGCCAACAAACAGCAAAUGGAUCAUCCUACCCGUUUCUCAUCAACCUCGAGUACAAAAACAACCUUCACAUCAUACGCCAUCACGUGGAGCAACGAGUUUUCACUAACAAUUUUAACUCGGUUGGACAAGACGAAUUUUUGGCCUCAACAACAGUGAGUUUUGAUGAAGUGGACGAAUAUUCAAGGCUUAAAAUCAACGGUCGGUUUGAAAGUGUCUUCAAGAGAUUUGAAAUGACCAUUCAGCCUCAGAUACCAGCGAAUUGGACUUCCAGGGUUGAGAUGGAAAAAUUUGCAAUGAAUAUUUGGACGCUGGCAAACGAAAUAGCAAGACAAGCAUAUCAGUAAAACUUUAAAGCCCUUUCUCCAAUAGUAUAAAAAGUACAACAAAAAGUGGGAAGCGAUCCUACUUUUUUGCGACUAAUUUUUUCGCCGACCAAUCACAUCCUUGGAUUACAAGUUUCACUUCGCAUGAAUAAAUUUGCCUAGUGGAUGAUGGGCUUCAGUAUAGAAGUCGAGGAAUAUUUAAAACGUUUACGAAAAUAUGUAGUAAGUGGAUCGUUGCAUUUUAGCCCAUCGAUAUGAAUAAACCUGCAAGGAUUGCGCAUUUCUGUUGUUCAGGUGUCAAAUUUAGAAGGCACUCGCCUAAUUUGGGAAAAGUAUAAAAUGAAUACCCAUGCACUAUCUAGGUAGUCAUUAAAUGCGCAUUCACAUUUAAUCAUAUCGAUGAUUUGUAUAUAGAACGUUUCAAAGUGUAGCCAGUGUGAUUGAAGCUAAUUUGAUAAAAUAUAAACCUCAUUUCAAUAGAUUACCGUGCCGUGGUCUGAUUUCUGUGGUUGCCUGCGAAUAGGCGUAUAUAGCUUUUUGGCAAUGGUGUUUUUAAUAUUUUAUAGCAAUCAGCAAUAUAACGUGUAAUAUGUAAUUUCUACGUCUGUAAAAUUAAACACCAAAUUUCGAGAAUGCUUUCAAUGUAGCUUACCAUAAAAAAUGAAAUAUAACGAAUAGUCAAUAUUUAGAAGAACAAUUUA
Molecule: messenger RNA, 9322 nt
Organism: Dendronephthya gigantea
Lineage: Eukaryota; Metazoa; Cnidaria; Anthozoa; Malacalcyonacea; Nephtheidae
Exons: 18
Coding region: 270-8642 (2790 amino acids)
Biological process (GO): siRNA processing
Cellular component (GO): nuclear RNA-directed RNA polymerase complex
Molecular function (GO): ATP binding; RNA-directed RNA polymerase activity; nucleic acid binding
Source: RefSeq, a predicted model, not a curated record